This is a messenger RNA of Phytophthora infestans T30-4, 2964 nucleotides long. RefSeq names its product integrator complex subunit 3, putative. Bases 1 to 2964 code for a protein of 987 amino acids. The transcript has 6 exons. NCBI's taxonomy places the organism in Eukaryota, Oomycota, Peronosporomycetes, Peronosporales, Peronosporaceae. The record is from RefSeq and is a predicted model, not a curated record. Gene Ontology annotation, cellular component: cytoplasm.
AUGCAAAAGACCAUUCAAGGCAAGGACGAGGCCGCUGCACUCGCCAUAUUGAAACAGCAGCCAGCCGAGGGGGUGACACCGCUGCCCUUCCAGCCGGAUAUUGCCCUGCUGUAUGCGGUCGUGACUGAGCCGACGCUUGCCAAACAACAUCUUCGCUACCUGACGGCGGUAGCUACUGCUGAUAAUUAUAAGAAUUGCAUGGGAUGGCUACAGAAACUCAUCGACCUCAAGUUCGUCAAGCUGCUAGUGGCUUGUCGCAGCCAAUUGCUGUGGCUCGUGAGAGAAUUGGUCCAUUUGAACGCACCAGGAGUGGACAAGGUCAUUGUCUGCUUGAUGAGAUACUUGACUGGCGGCGAUCCGAGCCGCACCACCGUCUGGCUGGCGUCGUCGAUUAUCCGAAUCCUCAUCGAGCACGAAGCGUGGUUGCUGUCAUGUUCCAGUUUGAUCCCGUUCGUCUUCCACACAUUUGCAAGGAUUUCACUCGACCACACUGCAUCGCAAAACGCGAGUCUAUUGAAGCAGGAGGUGGAGCUAUGCACAACGCUGUGGAGCCGUCGCCAGGCGGAUGUAGCGCAGCUUGGACGAGAAAUCGUGCGUGUUCUCAGUGAUGCCAAGGAUAUCCCGGGAAUGAACGCGCUCUGGAAACAACUGCGAAACGUUCGCGACACUGCUGAGCCCGAGAAGGAUGUCACUGUGUACUCGGUGGCUCAAUUGAUGGCGAUUCCGACCCCUCCCAAAUAUCUCGCUUACCGAUUGAACCCGAAAAUGGAGGAAUAUCUGCUCUUUAUGAUGGAACGUGUUCAAGCUGGAUCUGUGACGCGCUACCAAAAGUGGUUUUCCUCUCAGUUUUUGAGCAGCCCCGGAUCGGACGCUCUUGUACCCGACCUCGUGCGCUACAUUUGCGCGGUUUAUCACCCUUCCAACCAGGUUUUGAGCUCCAAGGUCACCCCUCGUUACCACAUUCUAGGGUGGCUGUACUUGCUCUGCCACGGCAGUAAGACGCCAAGUGUAUUGGCCCGAGUUCAGCUUGCAAUGUUCUUCGACUACCUCUACUUCAAACCAUCGGACAACAUAAUGACUGUCGAGCCAGCGAUUUUACUAAUGGUGAAAUCACUGAAAAGUCAUCCGAUGGUAACGCUCGCCAUGAUUCAAUUCCUCGUAUUUGCUGUGGAGAAGUUUGCCGCAUCAGCUGUAAAUCGGAAGCUGAUGCAGAAGGGUGUUUCCACUGCUUUCGCGAUGAUUCUGAAGCUUGGCGUUGUGUCAUAUAUUCAUCCACUCCAGUCGUUUCCUAUGCUGCUGUCAAGUGCCCCAGAACUGCAGUCGGAUCUUCACCGUAUUUUUCCAGAGCAUUUCCCGUCUCCAGAGAAUGCCAACAACGUGCAAGCGCACCCGAGUCCACUCUCAAGUGCUGGGGGAAGUCCCGCCAGAUCUCCUGUAGCGACCAAUUCGCCUCUUCGACAAUCUCCUGUACGGCAGUCACCAGUUCGACAAUCACCCGUCCAUCAGUCACCACUGCGAGGCAGUCCUAUUGGCGCUGGUAGCCCAAUUACGUCACCAUUACGAUCACAGAGCCCCACGCAUUCGGACGCUAGUAUGGGCGGUGGUGGUCCUUCAUCUGACACGAGCUCGCUGGGUGCGCUGUCAUUCUUGCCCGACAACCAGCAAAGUGGAGAUACCACGACGGAAAUGGCUACUCCUAGUGACGCAACAGCGCUGCCAACUGUGACCUCCCCAAAGCAGCCUACACUUGAGAUCCCUGACAGCAUUUUAGCGCUUGGACGUGGUGAUAUCAAACACUUCCAGCAGAUAUUGCCGGAGCCCUGUACACGCCCCACCGAGAGCUUCCUGGAGUGCUUGAACGACAUUUUAAUUUCGUGGAUACGUCAGAGUAACGCUGUCGAAAUUGCUGCCCCUUUGGGGUCAUUCCUGUAUGCCUCGCUGGAACGGAUCAUUGUGUCAUCACGAAUUGCGCUGAAUGACUCCCCAAAAGCCACAUGUGCGGGUGUAUUGGAUUCGAUGCUAGACCAGGUGCUCACCAUUGGUGGCAACUUGGCUCAAAAUAUCCUGAAGGACUUGAACCUGAGUCAGCAAAUCGACGAUGCCCGGGUACAAGCAUGUGCGUUAUUAAACAAGCAGUUGCCUCCUGCUGCUCCCAAGGACGAGAUGGAUGCCGUUAGUGCUACUGCACUCGUCGUGUGUCCGUAUUUGUUCGCGAACAUGAAGCAUCCGUCCCUGUCCAAGCUCAUGGGUCGAAGCGAAGCGCUCGUGCAGCUGCUGCUUGGACUUGUGACGCCAGCAAUGCUGAAUGCGCUGUGCACUCGUGUCGUUAUGCGUGAGUUUGCAGUUUUCAAGAGCCGCCUGGCCAAUAUCGUGCUCUCUUCGCUGCAAUGGACGUCGUGGGAGCAGUACGGCAUGUGGGAUCUUGUGGUAGCGGAGCUUCAGUCUGGACGUUCAGCCACAGCCGAAAAGACCAUGAUGGCUGCAGCGCGCAAGGUGUUGGCCUGUGUGAACCCGAAGGAGAGUCCGGAGACGAUGACGGGUCUGCUCAAGUGUCUGAUCCACUUCAGCCCUGAUGAAAGUGUUCUGCAGAGUGUGUUCAAGCUACCUGACUCUUACGACGACUUCCCCUUCGCAGUGCUGGCCUGUUGGAUGGACAAGUUCCCGGACGUGGUGACAGGCCAUGUCCGUAGCUCGCUGGAAAAUGUCGACGAUCUCUCCAAAGACAAGACAAUUGCAGAACUUGUUCGGAAACUGAACCACCUCCAAGACCUGCACAACCGAAGCGUCUCCUCCUCCGAUGGACAGAUCGCUGUGCUCAAGGACGAAUAUGUCCUCACCGCAUUGAAGAAACUACUGCACCGACCAGCCGAUGCAUCCGAAGCCACGGACUACCAGACACUACGAGAAAUUUUAUUUGAUGAGGAGCCUCCGCACAAGAAACCUCGUCUAGCAGAAGAGAAUUAG